AUGGCGGUGCUGUCGGUGUUCGCCGCCUUCGACAAGGACGGCGACGGCAAGGUUUCUGUGUCCGAGCUACGGCGCUGCAUGGAGGCGACGCUGGGCGAGGACGUGCCCGAGGAGGAGGCGGCGGUAAUCCUUGCAGCGGUGGACGCGGACGGCGACGGGCUGCUAAACCAAGAAGAGUUCUCGAGACUGGCCGCCGCUGGCACCCAUGAAGAGGACAAUGCCGACAUCAAGCGAAGGUGCCUGAGGGAGGUGUUCGGGAUGUACGCGUCGUCGUCUGCGGAAGACAUGAUUACGCCAGCGAGCUUGAGGCGGACGCUGACCAGGCUGGGGUCGCACGAGCUGCGCGUGGAGGAGUGUAGGGCAAUGAUCUGCAGGUUCGACCUUGACGGCGACGGCAAACUCUCGUUCGACGAGUUCCGGGUCAUGAUGAUGGUCUGA
This is a messenger RNA of Triticum turgidum subsp. durum (durum wheat), 438 nucleotides long. The record is from the annotation of a GenBank genome assembly. Lineage: Eukaryota; Viridiplantae; Streptophyta; Magnoliopsida; Poales; Poaceae.